AUGGAGUUACAACGUUCCGUGAAGAGCAUGACAAGGAGAUUGCAAACAGUAGACUUUGACGACCUGCGGCUGCCUAUUGCAUGUUCUCCAGCUCCUGGAACUUAUGGCCCGAAAUUAGAUACGAAGGUGAAAGGACCGACGAAGACAAAAGCCACAAGACUUUUGUCCGAGGGAGAUCUCGGUUCUGUAAUUCCUGUUCCGACAGUUGCAGCAUUUCGCACACCACAGGUGCAUCGCAAACCAGUGAAGACUGUAGGUAAACCUCAAGGAAAGGAAAAUAUUUCUUCAAUGGAUUGUUUAUUGAAAGUUAAAGAUACAGGCCAUGACUUGUCGGAAUUGGAAAGUAUAAAACAAAAGCUAAAGGAAACGGUUGAUGAAUUAAAUAAAUCAGAGAACUUGCGCGAGUUAUUAAAAGCAGAUAUUUCUAUGAAAAUGCAUCAAAAUGUAGAACUGCAACAUAAAAAUGAAACAUUAGCUGUGGAAAACGAGGCGUUACAAUAUAAAUUCAGUCAACGUCAGAAUUCUGUCACUAGGAUGGUGGAACUUAACAGAGAGCUGACAAAUAGAUUUACUUCAAUUCAAGAAAAGUUAUCUGAAAAGGAAAAGCUGUGUGAAAAGUAUCAAAGUCAAAUACAAACUCUUCGUGCAGCAAUGACAAAUCUCUAUUUACAAAUGCAGAGAACAGAGAAUACACCUCCAGAUGCUAUUGAGAAACUGAAGAAAGAAAAUGAUGCUCUUGAAACACAAAUUUUGAAUUAUGAACUGGAGAUUGCCGAGUGGAAGAGAAAGUAUCAUGAAAUGGAAUCAUUAAUUGGGCCUUUCAAGGAACAGUUGGAAACCUAUCGAGCUGAGUGCAAGAUGCUGGAAGCAGAGAAAGGUGAAGUGCAGCAGAGUAUGCGAGAACUGUCUCUCCAGUAUGCUGCUAGUUUAGGUCACCAAAACCAGAAGCAGAAGAUCCACUACAUGACUGUUUAUAACCUGAAGAAAACUAUAGAAAAGUUGCACAAGGAUGGCACUAAUGCAGGAAGCAAAUCUAGUGUAACAUUCACUCCCAUUGUCAACAAAGGAAAGGAGAACAUACGUCGUGGUGUUAGUUCUGUUCACAAGAAGGUGCCAAUCCAAAGUCCAGAAGAAGGUCAGAAGCCUACACGAAAAUUGAUCCCUUUUCAAAGUCCAAAUCAACCAGCUUUCACGCUUUCUCCAAUCCAAAACCGAGCAAACAGCCCAAAUCCAAAGCGUUUUGAUGAGCGUUCAACUCACUCAAAUGUUAUUUAAAUACUACAAUGAAUUGUGUCAAUCCAGUAAAAUGUUUUAAAAUAUUUUUUUGUACAUGAGAAGUCAACUAUUGUAUGAAAUAUGAAUUUGAAGAAAUGCAUAUUACUUCAGAUAUUGUUAUUCAAUUUUAUUUGGAGAUUUUUUUGGAAAGCACUUUUUUUUCUUCGUAGUUUUUAAUUAGUUUCUCAUUUUACAAUUGAAUUAAUAAAUGGGGUCUUGCAGAGCAUUAUUUUACUAAGAAUGUAAGUAAUAAAGACUAACAUUUGUAUUGCAAAGUGUUUUAAAAGUGUAACUUUUAUUGUAUGUAUGAUGAAUGAAUUGUAAAUCAAAAAUGACUUUCAUUGUAUUUUUAACAAAGACCCGGUUACCUUUUUUAUGAUUUAAAAAAUCAGCAUGUUACUAUCAUACUUAUCCUAUUAUGUAUUCACAAAAUGAACAAUUUACCUGUACGACCUUCUUGGAAUGGAUUUUGAAGAGAAUGUUUCACUUUUUAUUGGUGUUUUCAUUUAUAUAUUUAUUGCUCUUGCUAUAUGUUGAAUGACUAGAAUUCUCCUUGUAGUGCUUGGCAAUGUGUAAAACAUAUUUUUAAAUGCUAACUUAUUUGGGUCCAAAAAUUGUAAGUUUUUGUCCUGUUGAGAAUUAAAGUGAUCUUAUAGACCCCAUUGUAUGACUAAUACUUCAAAUGCCCUGAUUUUUAAAGAGAAAUUGCAUGAAAUGUUUGAAUUGAUGACCUUGAAUUUUGAAGCGAUUAUUCUCUUCUCUGAGGACUGUGUGAAUCGUGGCAUCUAUUCUUUAUUUAAAUCACUCCAGAUAAUGUUUAGUUUGUGGAAUCCAUUGCUCCAUAAUAGGGUAAAACCUGGAAAGUACAAAAAAUGUAGGGAUGAACAAUUAAACAAAAGACAUUUCUGUUACCGUUCUUUAAAUGAGAUUUUGAAUUAAUUUUAUUUAGUCUAUAGGGCUACUUGUGUGAUAAAUAAAAAUCAAAGCGAGCUCUGAAUUAGUGCUGUUUUCGUAUUCAUUCUCAUUACUGUUCGAAGCUCAGUAAUCAUCAAAAGUAAUCAUAAACACAAUUUUUGUUUUUAUUGUAUAAAAUAUUUUGUAUGUUUGUAUUUUCUGUGAUUUACACAAUAAAAUUAAAUUCUGUAUGUUUUGAAGCCUCACAAAGC
Messenger RNA from Gryllus bimaculatus (two-spotted cricket), 2441 nucleotides. Lineage: Eukaryota; Metazoa; Arthropoda; Insecta; Orthoptera; Gryllidae. The record is from the annotation of a GenBank genome assembly.